AAUUCCGCUUAUCAAAAUGGCGGUCCCCGUUUCGCACCACUUAGGAGGGGCCCAAUUGCGGUCUUUAGAGAAGGUCCUAGAUGAUGCUCACAUGACUGGAAUAUUGAAUUUAAGCGGUAGGAAUAUGAGGGAUUUUCCCAAGAGUGCGGACAACUUUGAUCUGAUGGAUACAGUGGACGUAGAUAUUUCAAAGAACCGUUUCAUGGAGGUUCCGUAUGAACUUUGCGAGUAUGUUUCGUUAGAAAGACUAAACUGCUACAAUAACGCCAUCAGGACUGUUCCGGAUGCAUUCGCUAGGUUAACAAUGCUCACGUAUUUAAAUUUAAGUCGUAAUUCACUCUCAGCUUUACCGAUAGAAAUAUGCGAAAUCUACCUAGAGGUUCUCAUCGUCAGCAAUAACAAGUUAGUAGCGUUACCUCCUGCAGUGGGCAAGAUGAAGACGCUAAUGCAUCUGGAUGCCAGCUGUAAUGAACUUGAUACGCUACCCAUCCAAAUCGGGGAAAUGGAAUCGUUGAAGGAAUUAAACCUCAGACGGAAUCACCUCAUGCAGUUACCGGAAGAGAUCAGCCGGUUGCCUUUAGUCAUGCUAGAUGUCUCCUGUAACAAGAUCACCUUCAUCCCACCAUCGUACCGUCACAUCAAGACGCUAGACAUCUUGAAACUGGAGCACAAUCCACUGGAGAUGCCGCCUGCCCAGGUGUGUACAAGAGGGAAGGUCCAUAUUUUUAAAUACCUAAAUAAUGUCGCCACAAAAGACGAGAGGAGAAGUCGUCUGGAACAGAACGAGAGACUGUCAAGACGGUCCUACAACAAUGCCAAAUACACAUGGCUAGCCACUCAUGAAGCAGCUACGCGCUUUGGCUCUGCCCACAACAACAACCUGGACACCAACCAAGCGGGGAACCAGUCCGUGAUUCUCAGUCCUUCCACACUCACUGCCCAGUAUGUAAAGGGGUCAGAAGGCACAAAUGGCUCUCCUAGAAGCUCCGCCCUCACCCCCCAGUCCUCCAUUGAUUCUGACUCCAGUCAUUCCACCCUGUGUAAUGGUGACCUUAGUGUUGCGGAAGAACUUGCAUUCUGGAAUGCGAAGAUUGGGGAGUUGAGGCGGGGUACACUGACAGCGGACUCGGGUUACAUUGACGGAGACAAGAGGUGGUCUGCUACGGAGCCAUCCAAUGAUGAUGAAGAAGCCCGUAUCCUGGCCGAUCGAGCCAAUCAGCAGAAAGAACUCCGACAGCAGCGGGGGGAGCUGUUAAACCAGUCAUUGAGCAGCGGCAACUCAUCCUUCGGCGCCGACAAUGAGGCAGACAUUGACUACAUCGACACGGGCGAAGAUGGCAUGGAGGAUGGCGAGAUCACGCCCACACAGACGGAACCAGACGAGUUUACCAAGGCGCUGACGAGACAGAAGGCCAUCUACGAGGACCAGAAGCUGAAGGCCCGGGAGGAGCUAGUGAGGCAGGAGGAGGCAGAGCGUCAGUGGCAGCAGGAGGAGGAACGAUGGAAGACGGAGCGGAGGCGUGAGGCUGAGCAGGAGCGGUACCGGCGCUCCUCCCCGUCGGGGAGCCUGCUGUCCGUCAACGCCAACGGGAAUGUUGUCAAUAGGGGUGGCGAAAGGAGCCAGAAACCUAGACCUCUAUCGUCUUCCUCGUUUAGUGAGUGCCUGCAGCGACCAACCACCCUGGAGAUCAACCGGCAAAAGAGACAGCAAAGAAGAGCCACAGUUAACGUAGCGGACAAUAUCAGGUCCAGCAGUGUAGACAGAAAUUCCUACAAUAGGAUGUCAUCAGGCCACUCCAGUAACCUCCCCAACGGUCGGCUACCAUCAGCCACCAGUGACAGCCACCGGCAACUAAAGCGAGCUGACAAGAUGACAACAUCCUCGUCAUCGUCACUGGCCCCAUCGCGAGACAGCGGGAUAUCGCAGAGCCGCCACGAGGCCCAGCUGGCCAGACGGAGACAGGAAGAGGAGAAGGCUAGGAACAAGCAGAUUCAGAAGGAGGCCGUCAGGAACUUUGUGCAGAGCCGGAAUUCUACAUCGUCUUUGGGCUCACCUGGACAUGAAGAACAGGAUCUUGUAAGGGAACGAAGCCCUGCCAGUGCAAAGUCACCCCCACCUCCACCCCCUACAACAUACAGUGGAUCAGCCUUUGGCAGCAUCAAGCCACGAUCUGCCUUCAACAUAGGCAGUGGUAAACCCCAAGGAGAUGUGCAGCCUAACUUCACAGUGAAACGAGAGAUGAACAAGUACCGGGAGGAGAUGGACCGUAUUGAGCAACUCAGAAAGUUGAAACCUAAUUGGAUGAGCAGUUACCAAUCCGUGUCGGAUAUAAACACAAUAGAUCAGAUGAGGAAGUGCAUUGAGGCAAGGUUAAAGGUCACCCUGCCCGAUGAUAUACCAGGUGCUUUGGAGGACGGGGUGGUGUUGUGCCAUUUCAUGAAUAACGUGUUCCCCCACGCUGUGCCUACCAUCCACGUACCAUCACCUGCAGUGCCUAAACUGUCAUCAGCGAAAUGUCGGAGAAAUGUUGAGAAUUUCCUGAAGGCUUGUAGCAAUGCAGGUGUGCCUGGGGAAAAGCUCUGCACGUCAGCUGAUAUCCUAGAGGGCAAAGGACUUGUGAAGGUGGCGGCAACCGUUCAAUCCUUGCUAGCUAAUACCCCAUCACAUCACAAACUAUCAUCGGCGGUAUGAUUAUACACAAGGCACAGUAGUGUUGUUUGCGUCAUUUUUAAGUGUCUGUAGUCGUGCCAAAUGUCAUUUCCAACAUUUCUCUUCCUUACUUCAAGCCCAGCUGCACUUGCAAAACAGUGGUGUGGAUGGGGGGUUGGUCUUGAGAAACCCAAAUGCCAUUUGUUUCUGUAGAUGUCAGACAUUCGGCACAUACAGACGGUAAGCGUUAUUUUGUCAAAGUCUGCAUUUUAAGAGUAAUUCUAAAGCUUCUUGCUGUAUAGUUGGUAAUUUAAGAGAAAUGUGGGAAUUCCAUUGCCAGUCAUUUUGGUAAAUCUUUAAGCUUGCAAACCAUAAUGCUCUGAAAUCUACUGUACGCCAAUUCAUUUUUUUCUUUUACACAUUUUAAGUUAUGACUUUGGGACCAGUAUCCUUACAACAUUGUCCACCUUUUUUCAUUUUGUUCUGUCCUCUCAAGAAUCUAUUUGUUAUUUUCCCUAACACAUAUACACAAUGGACAGACCUGACAAGGAAAUCUUUCAAAUUGAGUGUCAUUUUAGAAAUGUGGAAAUAUUUGGAGCGAAAGUUUUACUUGAAUGUCUAAUUUGCAUAUAUUUACGGGAUUUGGGGUUGUUUGUGAACUGGUUUAAUUGAUGAUAACAGCAAAGGUCCAGAUGUACCGGGAGGAAUCAUCUUCAGACAAAGCCAAGGUCCAGUAUACCACUUCUCAAUCGCAAUCAAUGUCUGAACUUAUUUAUGUUGAUCUUAAUUUGACUGGAUCAAAAACUUUAAAUGGACUUUUUUUUUUUAAUUUCUCUGAAAAUUCAAGGUUCUUAUCUGUAAAGUGUACAUAUUGCUCAGACCUUGUUCCAUGUAGCAUGAGAAUAUUUGGGUUUUGUUUUUUGUUUAUAGCUGCUGUUGCUACUUAUUUAUAGGUGUAUAUGCCUCGGUUAUUACCCUUUUCUUAUAAUGGUGUAGAUAUAACAUAUGCACAGGAUUGUCUCUGUUCGGUUUAUUCUUCUGCCCGUGAUUGUACAAAAAAAUGACACUGUACAUGAGUGUAAAUAUUGUUUCAUAUAACUAUCCACAAGCCUUAAAUAAGUGUGUGCACACUUUCAGAUUUUUGUGUGUGUGUCUCAUGUCGAUGGCAGUCAUACUAAGUCAUCUUGUCCGAGCUUCGAAGGGUUGUGCACCUUUAAUAAAGAUGUAAAUUAGUCACCUGAUUAUGGCCUGGUUUGUGGGCGGAGCCAUCACUGCCGAUACUCAUGCAAUUUGCUGGCAUGUUUGGAAUACUUAUACCUUGACCGUGAAUAUAUGCAUAAAUUACUUGUUAAGGUAUCAUGACCAUCACUCUAAUUGCCAAGUUUUUUGGUUCUAAAGAUUUCUACAGUCCAGACACACCCUUCUGAUUUCAAUUGCUACACUAUUGAAAAAUUCCCCUCUCGCCAGGCUUUUAAUAUUUGUCAUCAAAUCUUCUCUCUUAAGCUGUAGAGCCUGUCAGAGUCAGGUUUUUUUGUCAGGUUUUUUUGUUGUUGUAUAUCGUCAGAGGCUGCAAAAUUGUUUUUUUUUUUACUGAUAUUUUUGGUCAGAAACUAAUUAGGUAAACUCCAACUGGCACUUUGUGUAAUGCCUGGAGGUUAAAUUUAUGGUAAUGAUUUGAUCAUUUUUGAUGCAUAACCAGUAACAUCUUGCUUUCAGUGAUUUUUUUUCCAAAGAAUGAUAGAGCGUAUCUUAAAUCGCUGUAUGAGGUAAAAAAAUAAUAACUUGAAAAUAUGAUCACUGUGCACUUCAAUUACUCAAUAAACUCUUUGAGUUGAAAUUGCCUGGACUGAUAUUGGACAAGUCUAGAACCACGCAAACAUUGUCUUUGUCCAAUUCCUGUAAUGAAGUCCCAAAACUGCCAGCAAGUGCUGGGUAAAAUUGAAAAGACUUUUCCUGCAUUGGGGGAAAUGGAAUUGCACGAUUUAUUUUGUAGAAAAAACAAAUCACACUUUUGGAUCAAUGAAAAACUUGCUCCUUUCAGAGGAUUUCUCUGUUUGUUUUGCUGCAGAUCGUCCACAGCAGUAGAAGAACAUGACAAAUCAUUUGAAAUAAGCAGUUUUUGAGAUCAAAAGAAUGAAGAAAAAAGUAUGCAAAUUGGUGAAGACGUAAAGGAGAUGUUGCAGCAUAUUAACAGAAGAUUUGCAUCCGUCAUAUACAAUUGUAGUCAUUUUUAUGUAUAUAUCAUUAUUUAUUAAACCAUAAUUUCUUGAAGCCUGGCUCAGUUGUUCCAGGUAUGGACAGUAAAAUCACUUUAAAAAAAGGGGGGGAGAGCGUUCAAAUUCUUCAUUUUUAAUUCGUUUCUGGGUGCUGUUCUUUUUCCUCAAGAUUUCUUGUCAGAUCCAACUUCAGCCUUCCUGAAACACUGGCAAAAGAACACUCAACAUUCAGUAGAAUAAUUAAGUGGAAUAAUACUUUGGUGAAUUUUGCUUGAAUUUUUCUUAUGUUUAAUCAGUUUGUCAAGACCAAGUGAACAUUACUGACAAACAUUAGCCUUAACUGUGGUUACUGAAGCACCUCAAGGAGAUCGCAGCCUAGCGCAGCCAGUUAUACAAAGGUUCGUUGAUAGAAAUUGUGUAAUUUCAGGGGAAAAAAGUACCUGUAUUCUGUAUACAUAUUUGUGAACAUCCACACUUGUCACUGGGGAGGACACAUAUUGACAUAUAGACGUGUGGGGAGGGGGCAUAGACCUGAUCAGGACAAAUGUUUGUCCCAAUGACUCAUUCCCAACUUUCCUAUUAAAGAAAUUGUCCCUUUAAUGCAGUGGAGGCUGACCCUUUAAAUCAGGAAUACUGAAAAAUGAGCCAGCCAAUCAAGAAAACAGCAAAAUAUCUAUCAGAGAGGUUAGUCUGCUGUCAUUGUUUUUAAUUUUACAUCAUUGCUAUUUAUUUUAAUUGCAAACGGUCACUUUCUACUUUGUACAUUAAUUGUGGAAUGCAUUUGGCUGAAAAUGCCAAUAUGGCCUUGUAUUUGAAGUAAAAAAUGGAAUUUUAAAUGUAAUACAAAAUAAAUAAAUGUGUGGGGGUGCCGGCAAUCACACACACUCUGGAGAAAGAUUCCUGCUCAGUGAAUGUGUAAUUUCAGUCUGGCCUCUAA
Molecule: messenger RNA, 5803 nt
Organism: Acanthaster planci (crown-of-thorns starfish)
Lineage: Eukaryota; Metazoa; Echinodermata; Asteroidea; Valvatida; Acanthasteridae
Product: DISP complex protein LRCH3-like
Cellular component (GO): cytoplasm
Molecular function (GO): protein binding
Source: RefSeq, a predicted model, not a curated record